Messenger RNA from Plasmodium coatneyi, 2382 nucleotides. RefSeq lists its product as uncharacterized. The transcript has a single exon. The record is from RefSeq and is a predicted model, not a curated record. Bases 1 to 2382 code for a protein of 793 amino acids. Lineage: Eukaryota; Apicomplexa; Aconoidasida; Haemosporida; Plasmodiidae.
AUGGAAACAAACAAAGGUGAUGUGAGGACCAGAGCAGACAAGGAAACAAAUUCUCUCUUUUUAAGAAAGGAAAUCUUCGACCAUGCGGUUAUAUACACAACGAACAAGAUAGAGGAAAGCGUUUUACUAAUUUAUUUGAAAAAUUUAUAUGAGCAUUUUAAAAAUUCGAAAGGAAAGAAAGAGGAUGGUGGGAGUGUGCACCACGAUGAUCAAAUGUAUGUCACUUUGGAUAGUUGGCUAAGUUACAAUGAAGCCAUAAAAGGACAAGACAAUAUUUGUUCAGCCAACUUUACCCAUAAUGUCUGCAAAUCUCUGUGGAUCCUCUUAAGUAUAACUUUGCAGAGCGUAAAGAAGAAGAACAACGUCAAUGGGCAGAAGACGAUAUUUAACGCGUCGCUGGAGGAGUUGCAUAAGCAGGGGGGUGACCGAAGGGGGGGAGAGGGGCAUCAGGAGAGUGAUAAACCAAACUGGCGGGACGAUACAAGCGGGGUGACUUCUCUCAGUUCGAGUCACACCAAUGGUAGUAGUCAAUUUGGCAAAGUAGGCAUCCAUAUGGACAGCAGUAUUGUGGCUGACGUAGCCCCCAACAAGCAUUGCGGUGGAGGGAAAGACGGGGCAAAGGGAGACAGUCCUGCCGACGCGUGGAAUGAAAAUUGGCUAGACGAAGAGGUGUGCAUAGAGUUGGUCAUAUUUUUUAUAAUUUUGCAAUUUUUGAAAAUAGAUAAUGUGAAGAGGAAGUACGACAAAAAUUUGAGCGAAGACAGUUGGCCCCACUUUGGCAGUUCUCCCAGAUCCAUAUCCAACUCUUCGUCUGGAUUAGGUGGUGUUGUCAAUGGUGUAGGAAGUAGCAGCCUGAAUGGGAGUAACAGUCCAAGUAGUGGUAUGUCCAAAUCGAACCUGUCGGAUUUUUUCCAUUUCUGUGGGAAGAAUUACAAGCAUUUUUUGAAGACCUACCUUAUUGCCUUUUUAUGCGCAACGGAUAUUGUCAAUAGUAGCACCCUCACGGAUACACCCCUCUACUUUAAAAGCGAACAUCUCUUUCUGCUCGAUUUUAUAAUAGACACAAAUGACCAUACCAAUGUGUAUGAGAAGUACCUACAGAAGAAUGAGCCAAAAAUUUUGUACAAAACGAAGGAGAUCCUAACGUGGUUGUUAAGCAACUUAUGUAUGACGGAUUGUGUGGGGGAUGAAAUGGCCAAGGGGUUAUCACACAACGGGCAGAGUCUCUCUUCAACUACACCCCCUUGCAGUAGUAACGAUACAAAUGGACCCCACUACGGCAUCGAAAAUAUUAAGAACGAUAUUUUUGAGAUAAAGAAUAUGCAGGGAAAGACUAUUUACAUAACGAGUGACAAAAAUAUCGUAAACAUAAGUAACUGCAAAGAGUGCAAUAUUUUUAUUUUUUCGAAGGUAGAAUAUUUGAAAAUUCAUUUGUGCGUAAAUUGCUGUAUCAUUUCGCUAGCCAUAGAAAUGAUCUCUACUUUUUUUAAUUCCAAAAAUUUGGAUGUGCAUUUAGUCACAAGGAGUCUCAAAAUAGAGAACGUCAUUGACACGAAUGUGUAUGUUUACACCGAGACGAAUAUUAUUAUUUUUGGAGAUACGAGGAACAUCCAGCUUGCUCCUUAUAACAUCUUGAAUGCGAACCAGGGGAGGUGUCUCCGAAAGAGCAGGAUCUCUUUUAACAGUAAGAAGUGUGACCUCUUUGCGUUUCCUUUGAAGUGUAAAACCAGUUUGUUCCACUCAGUGGGUUUAUCCGGGGGGGCAAACUUUCCCCUUUUGCUCAAGUCGCCAAGUGGUGCCCUGUCCCGCUGCAUCGACAAGAGUACAACUACUUCCGGUGGGAGUACUACGAACGAUGUAGGUUCGACUGAGGAGAAGAACGAAGGUACGGGUGGCAAACCAUUUGACAUGGCCAACCUUUCCAGUUCAUUCACUGACUACGUCUACUAUUUGCUGAGUCCGUCGAAGUUUUUUCUGACGGAGUUUCCCACCCCGAGUUGCUCAUCCGAAGGGGGAGACGAAACCGCUGGUGGGGAACAACACGAAGAGGAUUGCUCCAACCAUUUGGAUGACACUCAUUACAACUCCGAUGGGAAGCAAUUGCCCCCCGGAGAAGGCACAUACAAGAACACGCAGCAGAGUCAGAAAUAUGAAUGCCUCUACCUCCCGGAAGUUUAUAAAAACGCCAUAGAAAAUCAAGACGAUCACAUUUUGCAGUUUUUAAGUUUUAUGGAUAGCAUCCACCUGUCAGGUGUGCAGAUGCAGAAGGUGAAAAAAAUACUAACGUAUAAACUGUAUGCAUAUUUGAAGACGUCCAAGAAGGCCUUCCGAGUGCUCACCGAUUUUGUCUCCCAGGAGCAGGACGUGCAGGGCGGUCCAUAG